GCACAAAAUAAGGACACAAAUGAGGUGGUUGCUCUGAAACGUAUAAGGUUAGAUAACGAAGAAGAAGGGGUUCCAUGUACUGCCAUUCGUGAAAUAUCAUUACUUAAAGAAUUAAAACACGCAAACAUAGUAAGACUUUAUGAUGUCUUACAUACGGAGAAAAAGUUGACACUAGUAUUUGAAUAUUUGGAUUCGGAUUUAAAGAAAUUCUUAGAUACUUACGGGGGUGAUCUAGACGUAUUAACAAUUAAGCAAUUAAUGUAUCAACUUUUGAAAGGCAUCGCUUUCUGCCAUGAGCAUCGAGUCUUGCAUAGGGAUCUCAAGCCACAAAAUUUAUUAAUCAACAAGAAAUGCGAGUUGAAAUUGGCUGAUUUUGGUCUUGCACGCGCUUUUGGAAUUCCAGUACGAAGUUAUUCACAUGAGGUAGUAACGUUAUGGUAUCGUGCGCCUGACGUUUUGAUGGGAUCAAGGCAAUAUUCUACAUCUAUCGACGUAUGGUCGGCUGGAUGUAUAUUUGCAGAAAUGGCUUCUGUUCUAGGAACGCCAACAGAGGAAACAUGGCCAAAGGUCUCACAGUUGCCAGAUUACAAAAAUGAUUUUGCUAUUUAUACCCGGAUGCCAUUGGAGUCACUUCUUCCAAAGCUAGAUAAACAUGGCAUUGAUUUAUUAAGUAAAUUAAUAGAAUAUCAACCCGAGAAACGUAUAAGUGCUGAAGAUGCAUUGAAACACCCGUAUUUUGAAGAGAUUCGCAAAAAGGAAACGUUACAACAGUCCUCCGU
Molecule: messenger RNA, 779 nt
Organism: Racocetra persica
Lineage: Eukaryota; Fungi; Glomeromycota; Glomeromycetes; Diversisporales; Gigasporaceae
Source: the annotation of a GenBank genome assembly